AUGGCUCGGGUGGUUGGUGCCUCCGGCGCUUGCGCGCUGCUCGUCGUCCUGCUCGUCGCGUGUGCCGCUUCCGCAGCGCGCACCGAGCCGGGCGCCGCGCGGCAGCUGUGGGACGACGGGAGGAAGGUGGGGGGAAGGACGGAGGUGAGGGACGUGGAGGGCGACAGGGAGGUGCAGGAGCUUGGGCGGUACUCCGUGGAGGAGCACAACCGGCGCCGGGAGGAGGGCUGCGAGGGCGGCGGCGGCGGCGUCUGCGCCCGGCUGGAGUUCGCCCGCGUGGUGUCCGCGCAGCGCCAGGUGGUCUCCGGAAUCAAGUACUACCUCCGUGUCGCGGCCGCCGUGGACAACGGCGCAGGGAGCAAUGGCAUCAGCGAUGGACGCGUGUUCGACGCCGUGGUGGUCGUGAAGCCCUGGCUCCAGUCCCGCGCGCUGGUCAGGUUCGCGCCGGCCGACUCCAACUGA
Messenger RNA from Triticum turgidum subsp. durum (durum wheat), 462 nucleotides. The record is from the annotation of a GenBank genome assembly. NCBI's taxonomy places the organism in Eukaryota, Viridiplantae, Streptophyta, Magnoliopsida, Poales, Poaceae.